AUGCUAAACACAUUAGACGAGAAUGAAUCGUCAGAGCCAACAGUGUACUUCAAGAAGUUUACCAUUGGUGUGUUUGGCGAUUCUGGAGUUGGAAAAAGUUCAAUUGUUCGACGGCUUCUCGUUAGCGAUGACUACAAUGCCGAGCAUGAACCAACUGUAGAGGAAUUCUACGUGAAACAAAUGACUCACAGGAACAAAGCUUACGAGCUUCACAUCAUUGAUACAUCGGGUACGUACGAGUUCCCAGCCAUGCGAAGGAUAGCGAUUGAAAAAGCUGAUGCUAUUGUAUUGGUGUAUUCUCUAGACAAACCUUACUCUUUUACGAAGCUGGAAAGAUACAUGGAGGAAAUUACGAGGUGUUGUGAGGACAGAAACCGGAAAAUACCUGUCAUCAUUGUGUCGAACAAAUCAGACCUGCCGAACCUCUCUGAACCAACUUUUCAUAAUUCGUACGGGCUUAAAAUUAGUGCCUGCGUUUAUCUAGAGGGAAGGUGGAAAUGUUUGUGGCUGGCUACCUCGGCUAAGUUUAAUCUCAAUGUGGACACGAUAUUUCAUAAACUCUUGGAUAAGUUGAGCCCCGAGAAGUCUCUACCGAGGAAGAAAGCCAGUUUUAUGAAGCAGAUAUUGCGCUAA
Molecule: messenger RNA, 633 nt
Organism: Porites evermanni
Lineage: Eukaryota; Metazoa; Cnidaria; Anthozoa; Scleractinia; Poritidae
Source: the annotation of a GenBank genome assembly